Molecule: messenger RNA, 7167 nt
Organism: Girardinichthys multiradiatus
Lineage: Eukaryota; Metazoa; Chordata; Actinopteri; Cyprinodontiformes; Goodeidae
Gene: stxbp5l
Product: syntaxin binding protein 5L
Exons: 27
Coding region: 515-4060 (1181 amino acids)
Biological process (GO): regulation of exocytosis; regulation of protein secretion
Cellular component (GO): plasma membrane; SNARE complex; cytoplasm
Molecular function (GO): myosin II binding; GTPase activator activity; syntaxin binding
Source: RefSeq, a predicted model, not a curated record
UGGGGGGGAGAGAGAGCGGCCUGACCUGUCCGAAGUUUUUAUUCCCUUUCAUUCUAUUUUUGUCUUCUCAUGACCAAAGAUCUUUGCACAGUUCCCUAAUUAUUAAAAUCAGGGAACUGAGGUGCGGGAUUGCUUAGGAGUGGAUCUUGCUUUAGGAUGCAGGGGGAAGAUGAAGUUGAGUAGUUUAAGUGGCCUUUGGUGCAUAAUCUGAGAUGAGAUAGACGACAAGUAUCUGCAACGUUGGCUGAAAUCCUCUCAUCAGACUGGAUCAUUGUAUUUGGGCAACACGUUGAGCUCAACAUGAGGUGCAUUUGUGACUUUUUAAACUGCACCUAAGAAAAAAAAGAGGGGGGUCCCUCUGUACAUCCUGCUUCCACAGGAAGAGACGCUUUUUUUCUUUAGCUAUCAAACGAAUUAGGGUUGUUGCAUCAAAGUGAACACUGGGGGAACAAAGCAGAUUUCCUGCUGUAUCAUCUUUAUCUCUGACUUAAAUCAAUCGUCAAAACGACUAAAAAUGAAGAAGUUUCGGAAGGUGUUGGACGGUUUGACCACCUCCUCUCCGGGAGGGACUAUAGGGUCCCCAUCGUGCGGCAGCGCGGCCGGGACUCCAACCGCGGUGCCAACUCCCAAGGAAAUCGACGUCCAAGAGACGCUGGUGUCGGAAAACUUUCAGCUGUGUAAGACGGUUCGGCAUGGAUUCCCAUACCAGCCCACAGCUUUGGCCUUCGACCCUGUGCAGAAAAUCCUGGCCAUUGGUUCAAGAUCAGGUGGUGUACGAAUACUGGGCCGACCAGGGGUGGACUGCUACUGUCAACAUGAGAGCGGAGCAGCUGUUCUUCAACUUCAGUUUCUCAUCAAUGAGGGGGCGCUGGUUACAGCCUGUGCAGACGACACACUACACUUGUGGAAUCUACGGCAGAGACGGCCAGCUGUCUUGCAUUCACUCAAAUUCAACAGAGAGAGGAUCACCUUUUGCCACCUGCCUUUUCAGAGUAAAUGGCUUUAUGUGGGGACAGAGCGUGGCAACACACAUAUGGUGAACAUUGAGUCCUUCAUUUUGUCUGGAUAUGUUAUCAUGUGGAACAAGGCCAUAGAACUAUCAACUAAAACACACCCAGGACCUGUAGUUCAUCUGAGUGACAGCCCCAAGGAUGAAGGCAAGUUGCUUAUAGGAUUUGAGGGUGGAACCAUUGUUCAGUGGGACCUCCGGGCCAAGAAGGCUGACUUCAGAAUCUACUAUGAUGAGGCUAUCCAUUCAGUCAGUUGGCAUCACGAAGGGAAACAGUUUAUGUGCAGUCACUCAGAUGGCAGCCUGACGCUAUGGAACCUCAGAAACACAACCAAGCCAUUCCAGGUCACCUUUCCUCAUGGAAAGAUACAGAAGGAUGGGAGGAAGGAGUCAUGCAAACCUAUACUCAAAGUGGAGUACAAGACCUCAAGGAACAGUGAGCCUUUUGUUAUCUUCUCUGGUGGUCUUUCGUAUGACAAGGCAGGACGACGACCAACUUUAACCAUCAUGCACGGCAAGGCCAUCACCGUUCUAGAAAUGGACCACCCUAUUGUAGAGUUCAUGGUCCUCUGCGAUACUCCGUACAACAAUGAAGUCCAGGAGCCUUAUGCAGUGGUCGUGCUUCUGGAGAAGGACUUGAUUGUGGUGGAUCUGACACAAAGCAACUUUCCUGUGUUUGAGAACCCAUAUCCCAUGGACAUCCAUGAGUCUCCGGUUACCUGCACAGCUUAUUUUGCAGAUUGUCCACCAGACAUUAUCCCUAUUCUCUACUCAAUAGGAGCUAAACACAAGAAGACUGGCUAUAGUCAUAAGGAGUGGCCAGUUGGUGGCGGAACGUGGACAUUAGGCUCCCACACUUAUCCAGAAAUCAUCAUUACAGGACAUGCCGAUGGUUCAAUAAAGUUUUGGGAUGCAUCUGCAUUCACGCUACAGAUGUUGUACAAGCUGAAGACCUCCAAAGUGUUUGAGAAACCGAAGCCAGGUGAUGGCCGGGCUGCUGAGCUGGGGGAGGAAGACCCAUUUGCUGUUCAGAUGGUUAGCUGGUGCCCUCAUAGUCGCAUCUUCUGUGUGGUCGGCAUCUCAGCUCACAUUAUUCUGUAUCGCUUCAGCAAAUAUGAAGCCAACACUCAGAUAGUGUCCUUAGAAGUGCGCUUGCAGUGUGAGCCAGAGGAUAUUAUCACUCCAUCUGAGAAUGAAAACAAUCCCUGCUUCUCAGAGCAAGGCUCCUACUCGCCCCAACCCCACCACCAACACGCGGUUAGCCCUGGCAGCAGAACGCCAGACGGUGCUAAAGACAGCAUCCCCUGCCUCAAGGUGAGGGACAAAAUGGUACGGGUCCCUCCUGGCUAUCAGUCAGACCUGGUCAUCCAGCUCCUGUGGGUAGAUGGUGAGCCACCACAGCAAAUCACCAGUCUGGACAUCAAUUCUGCAUAUGGCCUAUUGGCUUUUGGGAACUGCAACGGGCUCGCUGUGGUUGACUACUUACAAAAAACUGUUAUAUUGUGUAUUUCAACACUGGAUCUAUACGGAGCCACAGACCCCUACCAGCGCCUUACUCGUUCCCCCCGCAGGAACAGGCAGUCCACCUCAGAGCAUAGCAUGCGCGGCCUAUCUAACUUUUAUUCAGAUUCAAAGAAAAGGAUCCGUACAUCCUAUCAGAGCCUUACUGAACUCACUGACAACCAGCAGUCCAUAGACAUGGAAAGAAGCAAGUCGCCCACUUCAGAUCAUGUCAAUGGACAUUGCACUAGUCCCACCUCUCAAACCUGCUCGGCGGGGAAGCCUCGCAUUCCAAUGGGUCCUGAGGGGCCACGGCUAACCCGCAGAGGCCCUGGCCGACCACCCUUCCGAAAGGCCCAGUCUGCUGCUUGCAUGGAGAUCUCUUUGCCUGUGUCCCACACUGAAGAGAGUCGUGAAAAUUCCUUCAGCCGCUCUCGCAGUUCCAGCGUGUCCAGCAUUGAUAGGGACACCAAAGAAGCUAUCACCACACUGCAGUUUGGAGAGUCCUAUGGACGCAAGAGUGAUGCGCUACCCACACCAUGUCUGUGGGUGGGAACUAGCUUAGGAGUUGUCAUUCUUAUCCCACUGUCGAUCCCCACUGACCACGAGGAGAGGAUGGAGGACCCUGUCACCGUUGGCCCUAGUGGAGCAGUCCAAAUGUUGAAAGGCUCUGUGCUUCACUGUGGUUUCUUGGACUACAAUGGAGCUCUCAUUCAGAGCCCAUAUGAAGUUUGGCGGGACCUGAAUGCCCUUGAGGACCCUGACCGACAACGGAGGCGCAAGCUGGUCCACUUUUCCCCAUCCUCCUCCCAGGAAACUUUCGGAGAGGGACAUUUGUCUGUGGUGUGCUCUGAGAGGCAGGCCAAAGUGUUCUUGAUGCCCUCUCAGUCUUGCCUCUUUGUCCACAACAUCACAGAGUCGUCCUUUGUGCUCCGAGCUGAUGUAGUAUCUCUGUGCAACAGUGUGUGCCUGGCCUGCUUCUGUGCUAACGGACAUGUCAUGACACUCAGUUUGCCCAGUUUAAGACCGCUGAUGGAUGUCAAUUACCUGCCUCUGACAGACAUGCGCAUUGCAAGAACCUUUUGUUUCACCAAUGAGGGGCAGGCGCUGUACCUCAGCUCCCCUACAGAGAUCCAGAGAAUUACAUAUAGUCAGGAGAUGUGUGACAAUCUGCAGGAAAUGCUUGGGGAGCUGUUUACUCCAAUAGAAACACCAGAAGCUCAAAACAGAGGGUUUUUAAAGGGCUUCUUUGGAGGAAAUGCCCACACUUUUGACAGAGAGGAGCUUUUUGGUGAGGCAGCAGCUGGGAAAGCUUCACGGAGUCUGGCACAGCACAUCCCUGGUCAGGGAGGGGUGGAGGGCAUGAAGGUGGCAGCAAGCGGAGCUGUGGGCGAGCUGGCACGGGCACGCAUUGCUCUGGAUGAGAGAGGCCAAAGGCUGGGGGAGCUGGAAGAGCGAACGGCUCUUAUGAUGACCAGUGCAGACACUUUCUCCAAACAUGCUCAUGAGCUGAUGCUGAAGUGCAAGGACAAGAAGUGGUACCAGUUCUAACAGCAGGAUGGAGGGAUGAGACUGCAACUGGCCUGUUUGGAACUUCAUGCUGCGACAAGACUUUCACAUGUGAAACGAAAGCAAUCGGAAGAGACAUAAUAGUGACUUUGUCUUUACAGCUUUGAGAACCAGCUGCGUGUACUUCAGCGUUACUUUGUUGAAGGAUGAGAAUGGGUUGGAUUCUCGUCUAGACAAGAGGUGUAACAGACCGUUGGAGAAUGGUCUAAAAAAGGAACUGGAAAAUGUGCGUGAAGACUGUGUGUGUUUGUGUUUGUGUGUUUGUGUACGUGCGUGUGUGUGUCUGAGUGUGAGCUCGUGUGGUUGGGUUUUCUGGAUCUUACUGUGUAGAUACUCAAAAGUUAUGAAACAAACAAGAAAUGCAUGAAACAGCAAUGGAUGAGUAUUAAAAAUAUCCAACUGCCAUAUUAAAAAGCAGCAUGCUAAUUUAAAAAGAGAUUUUAAGUAAUUAAAAAAUAACUUUUACUUAUGAUGUAAGCCAAUGACAGAAACUAUAAAAACUUUAUAUUUUUGAGAUACUGGCAAAAAAAACUAUAUCUAAAAGGGAAACAUAUAACUGCAUUGCUAUUAAGCCAAAACUUGUGUUACUUUCCCCUUUUUAAAUUUCCUUUAUGGUUGAUUUAAUUUGUAUAUUUUUCUUAGUCUAAGCAAAUAUUACUUGAUACAAUAUAAAUGCACAUAAAUAACUAUCUACACAGACUUAGAAUAAUAUAAUAGUCAAACUUUCUUCUUACUUUAUUUACUCUGGGCUGCACAGUGCAAAUUUAAAUACGAAAUAAUAACACUUCAAUCUGCAAAGUCUAAUAACACUGAAUGUUUUUCACUUGGGUGACAAAGAGGGACAUCUCAGUACUCAAAAGCUGUAUAAAAAGAGAAACAGAAGCGACAGAAAUAAAGAAAGUGUAUUCUGAAUCAUGUGUUUAUACCUGUUGUGCAAACCUAUAUACAAUUUGUGUGCCAUAAAAAGCAAGUGGGAUGAAUCUUUUCACUGAAAGCUAAAUGAGGAGGUAAUUUGUGGGAAUGAUUGAUCUUAAAGUAUUACACAUGAAGUUUGUUAUAGAGGGCAUAUCAAAACUCAUUUUCUUUUUUUUUUUCUUUUUUUUGAAAACAUAUAUAUGAGGGCAGUGGAGGUUUUUGGUACAGGUGAAAUAACUCACAACCUGGGUGUCAUCCUGGUGAAGGGAGGCAUGAGCAUUUCGAAAAGAAACUGUUCUGCAAUAUGUCAACUGCAUACCAACUAGCUUUAUUAUCUCCUAUUGCCAUGGUCCAAGCUAAAGGUUUUUUUUUUUUUUUUUUUUACUCCAGACUGCAUUUGAUUUGUUGUUUAAAUAUAGGAUACUUAAACUGGUCAAACCUGAAGGUUAAUUAAUCUACAUGAGAGGUAGAUUCUUAAAACACAAAAUUAGAUUCAUGAAACCUUUAUUCUGUUCAUGAAAACUUAAAAAAAAAAAAACUUUUUAUCUUUAUUUUGGCACCAUCUUAUAUUGAGUGAAGCAUAAAUCUGGGGCCUGCCCAGGGCACCAUUCACGCAAGGACCCUAUACAAGGGUGUUUAUGUUGGUCUUUAACUGCUUCUGUUUAGUGAGACUUUAGGUUGUUUUGUGGGUGGCUUUAAGAAAGAUGUCAAAUAUCACUUAUUUUCUGUCAAAACAAUAAAAAAAAAUAGCACCCCCCAUCUCUUUCCACAAUACACGAAUGUGCAUUUCUCUGUUAAGACCAAACAGACAUUUACUAGCAACGCAGCAUGGCGGUUCUCAGUUUUUCCAAUAAAAGCCGGAGUUGGGAUCACAUCAGUUUCUUCUCUGCUGUCUGUGAAUUGUGUCUCUGUAAACAGUUCAGGGGAAAUAACAGUAUUUUUUUUUGGUGAUGUUCAAAUGUCGAGUCAGUGACGAAAAUGUGUACAUGUGUAAAACAUUUGCAGCAAUUUCAACUGGAGGCAAAAAUGGUUUUUCCUUUUCAUUUUCAGUAUUGUUCUUAAUGACUAUGAUAUCCUUGUGUCGCAGUCAAAUAUUUGAUGGUUACGGCCUCUUCACUGUAGGCUUAUGUAUUUUUAAAAGCAACUAAUGUUUCAUGAUACAUGGCUGUGUAUCAAAUUGUGAUUGUGUUGUGCGUCAGUGGGUAGCCACACGACAGAGUAACAGCGUCAAGCGAGAAGGGUAUUUUGUACUUGUGUACUAGUCUGUAUUUUGAACUGAUUUGAAAAAAAAUAUCUAUGGAGUACCAACUUUCAACACACAUGUUAGUUCUUUCCCACUGGAGCAUCACUACAUCAAGUUUAAGAUAAAUCGUCUUGGUAAUGUAGAUGCCACUCUAAUGUACAAAAUUCAAAACACAUAGAAUGCAUUUAAAGUCUAAAGAAAAGAGUAAAUCAGUAAUUUCCACCAGCUUUGUCAGACUGCUGAGGCAUUCCUUAGAUUUAAAUGACCUUCACACAGGUACUUUAACUUAACUAUCCUGACAUUUCACAGUGGAACUACAUGGAUUAAAAAAAACACCCUGAUUUGAUUCAACACUGUGUUUAACGUGUCAGAAUAUCAAUAAUACAUUACUCUCCUAUUUCUGUACUGUCAGUGACAUUUAUGUUCUGUGCAGUUAUUUCAGUGGCAAUGAAAACGCAUUAAAGAAAACAAAAUCAAAAUUCAGAAGGAAAAACAAAAACAAAAUAUCCGACUACUGCUGACAGGGUGUUUUCUUUAUUUUUAUUUUUAUUUUUUUGGGUUUGUAUGUUCUCAGUUUUUAUAUUAACUGUACAGUUGAACUUUGGGUGAAAGCUAAAACACACAAAAAAUUUGAGACUCUUGGGAUAUUUUCUGUAUUUGUUCUACCUGUUACUGCUGGUACUGUACUAUCUGGUAUUCUUGCUCUGUCUAAAUCACUGGAACUACGUAGUUCUUCACACUGUAGUAUGCUGUUAUAGCAUUUAUUUGGUUUUCUCAAUAACAGCGACAACAUUUGUCUUAUUUCAAUGGAUUCCACUUUUUGUUCUUGAUAUAUUCAAAUGUAAUAGAAAUUACUUGAUUAAAAAAGGUCUGAAAAUAUGUUGAUGCAAAAGCAAAACUGAAAUAAACAUUGAUUGAUGUACACACUGGA